Messenger RNA from Xiphias gladius (swordfish), 3078 nucleotides. It is a transcript of the gene lsr, whose product is annotated as lipolysis stimulated lipoprotein receptor. Gene Ontology annotation, cellular component: plasma membrane; tricellular tight junction. Gene Ontology annotation, biological process: tricellular tight junction assembly; establishment of blood-brain barrier. The coding region runs from base 184 to 2058 and encodes 624 amino acids. The record is from RefSeq and is a predicted model, not a curated record. NCBI's taxonomy places the organism in Eukaryota, Metazoa, Chordata, Actinopteri, Istiophoriformes, Xiphiidae. The transcript is spliced from 11 exons.
GCAGGUGACGUAGGGCGCUCAGGUACUCCCCCCCGCCUACAGCACACGGACGCACAAAAUGGAGGUAACGCUGGCUGGCUGAGGGGAAAGUAGAUUUGCGCUCUAUAAUAUGCGUAACCUGAAGUUUUGCUGAAUUUGCAGUAGUCACGUCGACUGAGACACCGAGAAAAACGGGAUUUCAAAAUGUUUUGGACCUUGAUAAUCGCCGCUCUAAUGGCAGCAGAGUCCACCUUUGCCAUCACGGUCCAGUGCCCUACCAAGAGGUACAUUGUCAUCCUCUUCCAGCCCGUCACCCUCACCUGUAACUACCAGACAACCGCCAGUCAGCCUCCUGUUGUCACGUGGAAGUACAAAUCAUAUUGCCGGGACCCCAUCCAGGCUGCGCUGAAUCCCAGCAGCGCGGAAAACAUCCUGUCCCAGAACAACCCCAACUACGACCCCAACAUCGAGUGUGCCGACAGCCAGAGGACGGUGCGCAUAGUGGCCUCCAAGCAAGGCAAUGCCGUUACCCUCGGCACGGAGUACCAGGGCCGCAAGAUCAGCAUCCUGAACAAUGCUGACCUGAAUAUCGCACAGACGGCAUGGGGCGACAGUGGUGUCUACGUCUGUUCUGUGAUCUCGUCCCAAGACCUCUCAGGAAAUGGUGAAGACUAUACAGAGCUGAUUGUACUCGAGAGAAAGUCAAAUACUACUGACCUCCUGCCUGGCAUUGACUUACUGGUUAUGGAAGACUGGCUCCUGGUUGUAUUGGUGGUUUUGGGCUUCCUGUUGCUGCUGCUCCUGAUUGGGAUCUGCUGGUGCCAGUGCUGUCCACAUACCUGCUGCUGCUACAUCAGCUGCCCCUGCUGCCCCAACCGCUGCUGCUGCCCACGAGCAUUGUACGAGGCAGGAAAAGCAGUGAAGAAAGGUGUGCCCAGUCAUUAUGCUCCCACCCUCUAUGCUCCCAGUAUCUAUGCUCAGCCAGCAUACAGUGGCCAACUAAUAAACCAGCCAGCUGUGCCCCUACUUCCUCUACCCAAUGGAGCUGGACCCCCACCUCCCCAGAAUGGGUACAGUCGUGAAUAUGAUGGCUCGAGCUCAGUUGGACAGGGCUCCCAGGUCCCUUUGCUGCACGACCAAGACAGUGGAGGGGACCACACUCGGAGUGGGUAUCGUAUCCAGGUGGACCCUGAUGGGAACGCCACGCGUGCCAUUUACUAUAUGGAGAGGGAGCUGGCCAAUUUGGACCCAUCAAGACCUGCCAACUACAACCGCUUGGACAAUAUGAGUGAAGUCAGUUCUCUGCACGAUAGCCUGGAGCCUCGAGGGCGCGGGGGUCGUUCCCAGCCGCCGCCUUUGGCGACGGUCUAUGACCGGGAUGAAGCUAUGAGCACCAUCAGCAGUGUUUCGCAGCAAGGCCGCCGUCGCGAUGACUACCCACGCCGUGGUGGAGGCUACAUGGGGGAUCGUGCACGCGCCCGCUCUAUGGACAACCUCGACGACAUUGGACGCCGCUAUGACCGAGACAACUUCCCACCCCACCGGCACCCAGAUGAGCGCAGAGGAAGGAGAGGCUCAGACGAUGAGUGGAGCAGCAGUGCCCGCAGCGGGUACGAUCGCGUCAAUGACGACCGCAGGCGUCGUGAUUAUUCCCCUGACGAUCGUCGGAGAAGAGAGGGAGAAGCCUACGGUGGCCUGUCAGGGAGACGCAGCCGCAGCCGCGACGAUCUGAUGGACCUGGAGAAGGAUCGCCGGCAUGGCGGCGCUGCCAGGGGCGGGCGAGUUGAUUAUGAUGACAGCUUCUUGCGAGAAGCUUUGGAGAGGAAGAGGAUGGGCGAGCAGCAGCGGGCACGCAGCCGGGAGCACCUGGACAGCGAGAGUGCCUGCUCGGAUUGGGGGAGAGCACCUCGAGGGGCCCCACCUCUUCCUCUGAGCCCACCCUCUGGAUACCCUGGUCGCCGUGAUAACUACCCGCCUCCUCAACCACCACCAUACAGUGAAGAUGAAAGUGUUACAUCUUCUAAGAAAAGCAACCUCCGCAAGAAUGGGGCCGUGAGUCGGGAGAGCCUGGUUGUGUAACCGUGAUGUGAACAAGCUGUCCAAUAACAAGGCUUUGAUCCAUCUUAACACGACCAGUUGAUUUACAAAGACUGUAAAUAUUAGUCACACUGCUAAUUUGCUGUGCUGAUUUUUACAUGGCAUAAUUUACAAAUACUAAUUGAUGCUGAAUGUGUAUGUAUACUUCUCUAACAGCGAAGAGGUGCGGAGAUGAAAUUCGAUGUGCCUUUUUCAUGUAUAAAAGAUUGUGGCUGCCACAUGUGCCUUAGAUUGUACAGAAUUUCACAGGUAGAUUUGAAAGUCAAGUUGAUGCAAAAUUCUGUGUAAAGGUUGUUCAUCUUAACAUGUAAACAUGUUCGGAUUUAUUUCAGCUUCGGCAGUGCUUUAGACUUUCACAGUUUGACUUAGCUGAUACAGGUACAGUUUUAAAUUUGUAAGGGUUUCUGGGUUUUUGUGUUUGUAUUUGUUUUGCUUUGCUUUUUGCUUGUGAAAAAACUUUUUUUUAUAAGAAAACCUGUUGCUUUUAGUUGUGUUAGAGUGUGCUCCUUUAGUGUAUUUAGAAACCUGGUGAACAAAAUUGUCUCAUAAAAAAAGUGUUUAUUUUAAUUCUUUUUUUUAACAUAGAAAUUCAGUUUUAACCUACACUAUAUUGUACAGCCAAGCAGUAGUAUGCACGUAAUAUUCAAAUAUUAAUUGUGAUGAAACCUAAUUUUACAAUAAAGGUCUUGCCAGGCUAUUUACUGUAUUUGACUUGCAGAGUUUUACCACUAGGUGACACCAUCAUGUUGGUCUGGAACGUCAUGGUACAGUGCACUGUAUUUCGGUUAGCAGAAGUAAGGAUGUUAUAGAUCUUCUGCUGUUGUUUCUCUGCAUCUUGUGACUGUAAGAGUUGUUCAUUGGAGCAGUAUAAUGUUUAAUACAAAAAACAACUUUCUGUACUGAUUCAUUAAGAAACAGAGGUAGUUCUGAUUGUUUAUUGUAGGCAGUUUAGUAUUAACUUAAGAUUUCUGUUCCUCUGUUUUAGUCUUCAACACUGUUUGU